AUGGCACCUCUCACAAUCGCUUCUCGUGCUCUUGCACGGGGAGUCGCGAGACCCACCUGCAGUCUCAAUGCCGCCCGCGCUCUGAGCACCUCUGCCCAGCUCCAAGACGCCGGCUACUCAAGCCCCUUCAAGGGCGAGUCCAAGACGACAAAGAUCCCCGACUUCAGCCACUACUUCAACAAGGGCGGCUCCGCGAACACGAACCUCCUCUUCAGCUACUUCAUGGUCGGAACGAUGGGUGCCAUCACUGCUGCUGGUGCCAAGUCGACCGUCCAAGAAUUCCUGAAGAACAUGUCCGCGUCCGCCGAUGUUUUGGCCAUGGCCAAGGUCGAGGUCGAUCUUCAAGCCAUCCCCGAGGGCAAGAACGUCAUCAUCAAGUGGAGAGGCAAGCCCGUCUUCAUCCGACACCGAACGCAGGAGGAGAUCGACCGGGCGAACAAGGUCAAUGUGGCAUCAUUAAGAGACCCCCAGGCCGACGAGGAUCGCGUACAGAAGCCCGAAUGGCUGGUCAUGUUGGGCGUCUGCACGCAUCUGGGUUGUGUGCCCAUCGGAGAGGCCGGCGACUACGGCGGAUGGUUCUGCCCCUGCCACGGUUCCCACUACGACAUCUCCGGACGUAUAAUGAAGGGACCUGCUCCUCUCAACCUCGAGAUACCCGCAUACGACUUCCCCGAGGAAGACAAGCUGAUCAUCGGUUAA
Anthostomella pinea is the source of this 699-nucleotide messenger RNA. The record is from the annotation of a GenBank genome assembly. NCBI's taxonomy places the organism in Eukaryota, Fungi, Ascomycota, Sordariomycetes, Xylariales, Xylariaceae.